AAACACUGCUUUAAGCGGAAGUCGUGGUUGCUAUGGACGCUUAAAAGGGCGGGUGUUUUUUUUUCCGGAAGUAAACGGCUCAUCGCCCCCAAUCUCGCACUCCGGGUACUUUGGGCCUGAGGGAUGGAGGACGAGUUGGAGCUGGAUGAGGAGGUCUGCAAGGGGGUAGUAAAGAUGGGUAGACGUGCUCAUCAAGAUUUCUUCCCAGAAGAAAACCAUCUUAGCCAGACGAACUCUCCGGCUGCACAGCGUCCAUCAUCUAAACCACAUAUACGUGAAGGAGUGUGGUCUGGCUUUGUUGGUGUAAAUGUGUCUAAGUCAAAAAAGAAACCUGCAGAACAAGAAGUUGAAGAUCAUCGUCUAAGACAACAGAGCAUAGAGGCAGAUAAUGGAGAAGAUAUACCAGUGAUCCCUGACUUGGAGGAAGUACAAGAGGAGGACUUUGCCAUGCAAGUGGCAGCCCCACCUAGUGUUCAGGUGAAUAGAGUGCUGACCUACCGUGACUUGGACAAUGAUCUCAUGAAGUACGCUGCAUUCCAAACCUUGGAUGGAGAGAUUGAUCUCAAAUUGCUCAGUAAAGUCUUAGCACCAGAACAAGAAGUACGAGAGGAUGAUGUCAUCUGGGACUGGAACCAUCUCUACACAGAGGUUGCCUCUGAACUUCUAAGUGAAUGGGACUCUGGGCAAUCAGAAAAAGAAGAGAACCUUAUGAACAAGAAUGCUUGAAUUUUGAUUGAUUGCAUAAAAGCACAGUUGUAGAGACAUUCCUUUUUAGUAUGAUUUUUAUUCGAGAAAUUAUUUUUGUCUACGCAAUAUAAAAAUAGCUAUUUCAGAAAUGUAUCUAAUAGAAUUCAAAAGGAGUUUUGUAUUGAUAUUCAAAUUAAUUGAUUAUACUUUUUAUUAACUGGGAAUACUUUCAAUUCUCUUCAGUAGGUAAUGUUUUUCCAAGUACUUACAUGCCCAUUUUAAGGUGUUCUAUUUCUUAUAUGUAUACCGUAUUUUUCAAAGUAUAAGACACACCUUUUUCCCCCCUAAAAGGAGGUGAAAAUUUAGGUGCGUCUUAUACACCGAAUGUAACCCCGCCCACACACUGGUCCCCACCCUUUGGCCUCUGCCUCCCAGCAGUUUACCUCCUUGCAGCAAGCAGCAAGAAGAAACAGCUUGUUUCAGCUUCGGUACAGCCUAAUUAGCACAAGUUGAUUGGAACGGCCUCCCGACUCUCAGCUGUUUUGCUCUCAGCUGUUUUACGCGGGCCUCUGCUGCUUGCUGCAAGGAGGUAAAUUGCUGGGAGCAGAUUUUUUUUUUCUUGUGCUAAUCAAGCUAUACUGAAAACGAAAAUGAAACUAAAGCAGGCUAUUUGCUGUUUGCUGCAAUGAAGCAAAAUUGCUGGGAGGCAGAGGCAGAUUUCUUUUUCUUGUUUUCCUCACCAAAAAAGGUAGGUGCAUUUUAUAAUCCCGAGCAUUUUAUACUCCAAAAAAUACGGUAUGCCUCAUUGUAAAAUGUUAUGCUUUAUCCUCAGAGCUAUUACAGAUAGACAAGUCUGGAAUAUUAAAUUGAUUUAUUACCUUUCCUCA
This is a messenger RNA of Pantherophis guttatus, 1574 nucleotides long. RefSeq names its product intraflagellar transport 43 (gene IFT43). Gene Ontology annotation, biological process: intraciliary retrograde transport. Gene Ontology annotation, cellular component: intraciliary transport particle A; cilium. The record is from RefSeq and is a predicted model, not a curated record. NCBI's taxonomy places the organism in Eukaryota, Metazoa, Chordata, Lepidosauria, Squamata, Colubridae.